This is a messenger RNA of Arvicola amphibius (Eurasian water vole), 3029 nucleotides long. It is a transcript of the gene Fam76a, whose product is annotated as family with sequence similarity 76 member A. The coding region runs from base 101 to 1024 and encodes 307 amino acids. The transcript is spliced from 9 exons. The record is from RefSeq and is a predicted model, not a curated record. Lineage: Eukaryota; Metazoa; Chordata; Mammalia; Rodentia; Cricetidae.
CAGCCCGCGGCCGGCUGCCGCCGCCAGGUUGUGCCUGAGACUGUCAGAUAAAGCGGCGGGCCGGCGGGCGGGGCGGCGGUGAUCACGGUCCGGGCCGGACAUGGCGGCGCUCUACGCCUGCACCAAGUGCCACCAGCGCUUCCCCUUCGAGGCGCUGUCUCAGGGGCAGCAGCUGUGCAAGGAAUGCCGGAUUGCGCACCCUGUUGUGAAGUGCACCUACUGCAGGACUGAGUACCAGCAGGAGAGUAAAACCAAUACAAUAUGCAAGAAGUGUGCUCAGAACGUGCAGCUGUAUGGAACGCCUAAGCCUUGUCAGUAUUGCAACAUAAUUGCAGCGUUUAUUGGCAAUAAAUGCCAGCGCUGCACGAAUUCAGAGAAGAAGUAUGGACCCCCAUAUUCUUGUGAACAGUGCAAGCAGCAGUGUGCGUUUGACAGGAAAGAUGAUCGAAAGAAGGUAGAUGGGAAGCUGCUGUGCUGGCUGUGCACGCUGUCCUACAAGCGUGUCCUUCAGAAGACCAAAGAACAGAGGAAACACCUGAGCAGCUCUUCUCGAGCCGGCCAUCAGGAGAAGGAACAGUACAGCCGCUUGAGUGGUGGCAGCCAUUACAACAGCCAGAAAACACUUUCUACAUCUUCAAUUCAAAAUGAAAUCCCAAAGAAAAAAUCCAAGUUUGAGUCAAUCACAGCUAACGGAGACAGCUUUUCCCCAGACCUGGCUCUGGAUUCUCCCGGCACUGACCACUUUGUCAUCAUUGCCCAACUGAAGGAAGAGGUGGCCACUCUGAAGAAGAUGCUGCACCAGAAGGAUCAGAUGAUCUUAGAGAAAGAGAAGAAGAUUACAGAGCUGAAGGCUGAUUUUCAGUAUCAGGAGUCUCAGACUCGGGCCAAAAUGAACCAAAUGGAGAAAACCCACAAAGAAGUCACAGAACAAUUGCAGGCCAAAAACCGAGAGCUUCUGAAACAGGCAGCUGCUUUGUCCAAGAGCAAGAAGUCUGAGAAGUCAGGCACCAUGACGUCUCCAUGAAGACCAUGAGAAGGCUCCCACAAGAACAGCCGCUGCUCCUGGGUCAGGGUUGCCACCCGGCUGUUCUCUGGGAACUGCUUUCUUACAGAAUCUCUAUUUUCUUACCGUUACCCUUCUUUGUGCGAAUGUAGCGGGUUGAGUGGAAACACCUGGUUUGUGCUGUGUUACGACUGCAUGCUCAGCAGUUGGGGUUUCAGACCUCCUCUUCCUCUUCCUCCUCUGCUCCCGUGCUCCUCCCUCUCUGUUUCUAUAGUGGUCACUGCUCGGUGUUAUGUGCGGAGUUUCUGUCUACCGUUACACCUGCCAUCCCCACGAGCAAGUAGUCUGUUGUCCACUGUGCAUCACUGCCACCCUCCGAGCCUUGAAAACUGCCACCUUGAGACUUCGUGCAGGGAGAGCUUUCUCUCGCCAAUAAACCUUUGCUUCAGGGUAUACUCUUGGGUUUUUCCAGGUAUAUUAUGUAUGACCUUUGUACUAUGUAUAGACAGAGUUUUAUUUAUUUUUUAAAAAGGAAACCUUUUCUUGAUAAAGGAAUGAUGGUAGCCUAGCUAGUUCUUGUAAAAGCAAUGCCUCUUUGAAAAAAAAGAAAAAUAAUGCAGUCUUGUUUGCUAGUUUUUAGUAAAAGAAUCCGAUCUUUUCUUUCUUGUUACCUUAGAGUUCCAAUGCUAAGGUAAUGCUGGAGGCUAAGUGUGGAGCUAAGUGCCUUCGGGGGACUCUGUGGAAGAGCAUUUGAGGAGAUGCUUAAGGGUGCAGAGAACUGACCAGUCUGUCUAAGUAAGGGCAGAAGGAACGGCUGUCCAGGUUAUACUGGGCACUCCUCCUCUAUCUACCCCUCCUUCUCCUUUUCAUAAUUUUAAAUUCCCACACUGCCACUUCUUUUUUAAAAACAUACCUGUUUCGUGCUUGUGUCAGCUGUCAUACCAGGCUGUUAACAGAACAUUUUUUUUAUUUACCAUUCACAGAUUCAAGUGGAAUAAGAUUUGAACUUGAGUGUUUCCGGGGUCAACAGGGCUGCUUAGACGUGGGCUGUGUGAUGGGGAGAAUCUCACUGCACCUCCCUUCCUCUUGCCCCAUCCUUUGCGCCCCCCCCCCCCCAUUCUUAAUGACGAUGUUAGAAAACAAGUACUCCAGGGAGCAGCUGGGCCUCCCUGGGUGCCCUUCUCCCGUCUUCACACGGCAGGCAGGCAGGAAGGGAGAGGUUCGUGUGGAGCCUCACUCUUCGACUUUUGUGAAAGAAAUAGAGACGGGUAGUGUGUGCUGUGACCCAGAACCAGCCCUGGGAUCAGUGCAGGUGGUGCUGGAGUCAGGACGCAUCAUGAAGACAGGUGACACUUGCCCCACAUCCCCCAGCGUGGGGCAGUGGAGUUCGUUGUCCCCGCAGGUGCUCUGUAGUUUGGGAUUGCAUUCUCACAGAUGGGCAGCUGGAGACAUGAGGGACAUGAGGGAUCUCUCCUCCGGGAGGAGACUCGAAGGAGUGUUGUUAUCAUGUCACCAGGUAGGGAGUGCGGGAGAACUGCUGAGCGAGUCACUUUGUACCUUUCUGAAGGAGAAUCUUGUAAGCAAAGAUAACUACUGUCUGUCCUACAGUGUUUUCAGAUGCCUUUGUGCUGGCUGGGGAAAGAUGGUAGAAAAGAACGACAGUCGUGGUUUCUUAAACAAAAUAUCAGACUGAGAGAUGUGGCUGUGAAGUGUGACAGUAUACAGACGCUCAUUUAGUUUUAUACUAAAUCUUUUUUUAAGGUCUUGGCAUUUAGUAUUCAGCAAACCUACACAUUUUCUAAACUAUCAUGAGCUCCUGAAAGGUAAAAGGGAAACCUCAGUCUUGAAAUGUUGAUUUUUUUUUUAAAUCAUGACAGCAUUUUACCAUGAAAUUGAGUAACUUUUGGUAACACCUUCCGUUUCUUUGUAUGUUUGUAAUAAUGGACAUUUUAAAACAUAGGAAUGUUUUGGUUUGUACAGACUUUGGCAAAUGUGUGUUAAUAAAAUUCAUAUUGACUCAGAUAAA